Molecule: messenger RNA, 336 nt
Organism: Trichophyton rubrum CBS 118892
Lineage: Eukaryota; Fungi; Ascomycota; Eurotiomycetes; Onygenales; Arthrodermataceae
Exons: 2
Coding region: 1-336 (111 amino acids)
Molecular function (GO): RNA binding
Source: RefSeq, a predicted model, not a curated record
AUGACGGACGCAUCCAGGCUAAAAGGCACCAUCUACGUGGGCGGGCUCGAUCAGGCGGUUACGGUGCGGACGCUGAGCGAAGCGUUCAUCCCCUUUGUCGAGAUAACUGAUAUCUCGCUGCCGAAGCCAGAGCUGUCUUCGUCCACAGAUUUGCACCGGGGAUUCGGAUAUAUCGAGUUUGAGCUGCCUCAGGAUGCCAAAGAGGCGAUCGACAACAUGGACCAGAGCGAGCUGAGGGAUAUCUGGCUAAACACGCAGUCGGCGAGGAAGACCAGCUUGCUACAGGAGAAGCCAGCGCCAGCAACAACCGGCCUGAAGAUCCUAUGCAAGGUCUAG